AUGCACGACAUCACGGAACGAGUUCAGAAAUGGCAGAAGCUAGAUUUUGGUUGGAUAAAAUGCAACUUUGAUGCUGCUUGGUAUAAGAUUGGAUCGCGUGGAGGUAUUGGGAUUGUGGUAAGAAACUCAGAGGCCGAGUUCAUUGCAGCAAUGGUGGUCCGGGAGAAUGAGAUUCGUUCUGCAUUGCAUGCCGAGGCUGUUGCUGUGCGUGCAACAAUUGUGUUUACACGGCAAUGGUCAACUAAACAGGUGCAGGUGGAGGGUGAUGCUCUUAUGGUGAUAUCUGAAAUCCAUAAUGAAGGAACAACGCAUCAUGACCCUUAUGAACAUCUGUUUGCUGAUACGUGGCAAAUCCUUCUAAGUUUCAAGCAAUGGAAGGUUUCAUUUGGUCGAAAAGAUACGAAUAAGGUGGCUCACCGCCUAGCAAGAUUUAGUUUAGGUCUCGAUCACCCAGUUUCUUGGUUCGAGGAACCUCCUGAUGUAAUUUCUGAUUUAUUAUUGAAAGAUAGUAUUAGUAGUUAA
Molecule: messenger RNA, 522 nt
Organism: Malus domestica (apple)
Lineage: Eukaryota; Viridiplantae; Streptophyta; Magnoliopsida; Rosales; Rosaceae
Molecular function (GO): nucleic acid binding; RNA-DNA hybrid ribonuclease activity
Source: RefSeq, a predicted model, not a curated record